GACGUCACGUAAAGUAUCCGCGCAAGCCCUUGGCUAGUUGGCAGUUGCCAGAUACUCGUAGCUCAGAAGAUGUGACUAAAUUUGAGAAUUUUACCUUGUUCCGAAUGUUUUGUACUUUGGUUGACUUUUAAUAUGGCGCUGUUGAAGUUGUCAAUUUCAAAAAUGUAGCUGCUUUUAAUUUUUUUACGUAGAUUUCGGGCUCCAAAAACUAUUUAUCCUCCGGUCCGUUCUCUGUUGUUGUUGUCAUGGACGCCGAUUUCCUGCUCGCCAUCCAGCUUCAGGAGCAGUUCGACAGCGAACACCAGACUUCCCGGUUCCCCCCAGAGGGCUUUCUGGAGGACGGCUUCGGGCAGAGCAAAGCUGCGGCACGCCGAGGUGGCGGCGACCCGGUCCCCCACAGGAAGCCGCCGACCUCCGUGCCCGAGAGGCCGCUGAGCAUCGUGGACGAGUCCUGGGAAACGCUGGACCCCAGUCCGGACGUGAGGGCCAUGUUCCUGGAGUUCAACGACAUGUUCUUCUGGGGGAAACUCAGCGGAGUGGAGGUCAAGUGGAGCCCCAGGAUGACUCUGUGUGCCGGUGUGUGUUCCUACGAAGGCCGAGGAGGACUCUGUUCGAUCCGUCUCAGCGAGCCGCUGCUGAAGCUGAGACCCAGAAAAGACCUGGUGGAGACUCUCCUCCAUGAGAUGAUCCACGCUCUGCUGUUUGUGACCCAGAACAACCGGGACCGAGACGGCCACGGACCCGAGUUCUGCAAGCACAUGAACAGGAUCAACAAGGCCAGCGGGACAAAAAUCACUAUCUACCACAGCUUCCAUGACGAAGUCGACGUCUACCGGCAGCACUGGUGGCGAUGCAGCGGGCCCUGCCAGAGUCGCAAGCCUUACUUCGGGUAUGUGAAGAGGGCCAUGAACCGGGCCCCGUCCUCUCUGGACCCCUGGUGGGAGGACCACAAGAGGAGCUGCGGCGGGACUUACACCAAGGUCAAGGAGCCUGAAGGAUAUGGGAGCAAAAAAAGGAAGAAGGAGACAAAGACUUCUUCCUCAGGGAAGAAGCUCGCGGGACCGGGGAAGGCCUCAGAAACCGUCCCAGGUUCUGGAUCCCAGGACAUAAGGAACGUCGUCCCCUUCAGCGGGAAAGGCUUCGUCCUCGGAGGAGCGUCCCAUGCCUUCCCCUCCUCCUCCACAUCUCCCUCGCCAUGGCUAGCUGCUCCACCCAGCUCCAUCUCCUCUCCUAAAACACCCCCCACCCCUUCCUCUCCAUUCAGGGGUCUCUCCUCGCCCCCCCGCUCCGGCUCAUCCGACCCAACCAACCCGAUCUGCGCCGGAGGAAAGCCUCCCGUGAAGAGAUCCAACGCGAACAGCAGAGUGUUUGUCAGCAUAGACGGCUCGCCCGUCAGACUUCCCAGAUCUCAGAGCCAGCGAGGGGACGCGAUCAAACAGACGUCCAUUCAGGACCUUUUUAACGGCAGCGCUCUCAGGAAGUCGGCGGGUCGACCCUUUCUGACGCAGCCUGAAGCCAAAAGAGACCCGCUGCCAAACAUUUCCCCUUCCGCUACGUCCAGCUCCAGCCUGCAGCGCUCGCCUCUGGGAGGGGCAGCGCCCGCCGCGUCAAGCCAGCCCAGAUCUUCCAGGGAUCCUGGUGCCGCGGUGAAACCCGGGUCUGCAGGUGGAGGCCAGGCGUCCAGGAAGAGGUCAUGGGACGACCGCAGCAGCUCAGCCAAGAUCUUUGACUUCUUUGAGAAGACAUUGAGCAGCAGUUCAGCGGCCUCAAGGGACGCGCUAAAAACCCAGUCAGCAUCCGCCUCCACCCCAUCAUCGCUUCAGCCUUCUGCAGCACAGCAAAGUGGCCCCGCCUCCUCCUCCUCUUCCUCGGCGGUGAUGGUCAGCUGUCCUGUGUGCCAAGCUAAAGUCCAGGAGGCCAAGAUAAACGAGCAUCUUGACUCCUGCCUCUCUUGAAUGCCUUAUAUAACUUAGUCUUUCCCAGAUUUCUUGUUUUACCGAAGCCCUUUUUAGCUGUGAUAAUUGCUCAAAUCAUAACCAUCUAGUUUGAUUAACAGUAAAUAGAAACCGUUUCAGUGCCUGCAGAUAUGUUCCUGCUACUUACCCCGACAGACUGCCAGCAGAGCUGCACAAAUUAUGUCUGUGAAUAAAUAAUAAGACACGUCGGUCCUGCAGAAUCGUCUCAGGUCUGAAUUUAACUGCCUUCAAAGAUCGAUUUUAACGAACAGCGGACAUUUUAAAGGUGACAGUGGGGAAAAGGGCCGCAGGGUUUAUUUAUUUGUCCUUCUU
Messenger RNA from Fundulus heteroclitus (mummichog), 2288 nucleotides. RefSeq names its product sprT-like domain-containing protein Spartan (gene sprtn). The record is from RefSeq and is a predicted model, not a curated record. The coding region runs from base 246 to 1955 and encodes 569 amino acids. Gene Ontology annotation, biological process: DNA repair. The transcript has 5 exons. Gene Ontology annotation, cellular component: nucleus. NCBI's taxonomy places the organism in Eukaryota, Metazoa, Chordata, Actinopteri, Cyprinodontiformes, Fundulidae. Gene Ontology annotation, molecular function: single-stranded DNA binding; metalloendopeptidase activity; polyubiquitin modification-dependent protein binding.